UCGCUUCCGGCCCGAAGGCGGUCCUCCAAGGAGCACGACUUCCGGCGCGAGGCGCAGUUGUCGCAUUUGUCCGGCCCAAUGGCUGCUCCACUGCUUCACACGCGGUUGCCUGGAGAUGCAGCCGCUUCAGCCUCUGGAGUCAAGACGUUGCGCGCAUCCAGGUCGGGGAUUUCAGAUGUGCUUGAAUUAGAGAAUGAUUUCUUCAACUCCCCCCCAAGAAAAACUGUUCGAUUUGGUGGAACAGUCACAGAAGUCUUGCUGAAGUACAAAAAGGGUGAAACAAAUGACUAUGAGUUAUUGAAGAACCAGCUGUCAGAUCCAGACAUAAAGGAUGACCAGAUCAUUAACUGGCUGUUAGAAUUCCGCUCUUCUAUUAUGUACUUGACCAAAGACUUUGAGCAGCUUAUCAAUAUUCUCUUGAGAUUGCAGUGGUUGACUAGAAGUCAGACAGUGGUGGAGGAGUAUUUGGCUUUUCUUGGUAAUCUGGUAUCAGCACAGACUGUCUUCCUUAGACCAUGUCUCAGCAUGAUUGCUUCUCAUUUUGUACCUCCCCGAGUGGUCAUUAAGGAAGGUGACGUAGAUGUUUCCGAUUCUGAUGACGAAGAUGAUAAUCUUCCUGAAAAUUUUAACACUUGUCACAGGGCCUUGCAAAUAAUAGCAAGAUAUGUCCCAUCGACACCGUGGUUUCUAAUGCCAAUACUGGUAGAAAAAUUUCCAUUUGUUCAAAAAUCAGAGAGAACAUUGGAAUGUUAUGUUCAUAACUUACUAAGAAUUAGUGUGUAUUUUCCAACCUUGAGACAUGAAAUUCUGGAGCUUGUCAUUGAAAAGCUACUCAAGUUGGAUGUGAAUGCAUCCCGGCAGGAUAUUGAAGAUGCUGAGGAAAUAGCAGCUCAAACUGGUAGUGGAACAGAUGCCACAGAAGGACUAUUUAAUAUGGAUGAAGACGAAGUACCUGAAAAUGAAACAAAGGCUGACCCUGAAAGGCUCAAUCAGAUGUCACAUCCUGUCGCCGAACGCCUGGACAUCCUGCUGUCUUUACUUUUGUCCUACAUUAAGGAUGUCUGCUAUGUAGAUGGUAAGAUUGAUAUCAACAAAACAAAGGAUUUAUAUCGAGAGCUCAUAAUUAUUUUUGACAAACUCCUGUUGCCCACCCAUGCCUCCUGCCAUGUUCAGUUUUUCAUGUUUUAUCUCUGUAGCUUUAAAUUGGGAUUCGCAGAAGCAUUUUUGGAACAUCUCUGGAAGAAAUUGCAGGAUCCGAAUAAUCCUGCCAUCAUCAGGCAAGCUGCUGCAAAUUAUAUUGGAAGCCUUUUGGCAAGAGCUAAAUUUAUUCCUCUUAUUACUGUAAAAUCAUGCCUAGAUCUUUUGGUUAAUUGGCUGCACAUAUACCUUAAUAACCAGGAUUCAGGAACAAAGGCAUUUUGUGAUGUUGCUCUACAUGGACCAUUUUACUCAGCCUGCCAAGCUGUGUUCUACACUUGUGUUUUUAGACACAAGCAGCUUUUAAGUGGAAACCUGAAGGAAGGUUUGAGGUACCUUCAAAGUCUGAAUUUUGAACGUAUAGUGAUGAGUCAACUAAAUCCUCUGAAGAUUUGUCUGCCCUCGGUAGUUAACUUUUUUGCUGCAAUUACAAGUAAAUACCAGCUGGUCUUCUGCUACACUAUCAUUGAGAGGAACAAUCGCCAGAUGCUACCAGUUAUAAGAAGUACAGCUGGAGGGGACUCGGUGCAAACCUGCACAAACCCACUUGACACUUUUUUCCCCUUCGAUCCUUGUGUGCUUAAGAGGUCAAAGAAAUUCAUUGAUCCAAUUUAUCAGAUAUGGGAAGACAUAAGUGCAGACGAGCUUCAGGAGUUUAAGAAACCCAUUAACAAGGAGGUGGUGGAAGAUGAAGAUGAUGACUUUUUGAAAGGUGAAGUUGGGAUUACACCGAGCUCCUUUGACACGCAUUUCCGAAGUCCUUCAAGUAGUGUGGGCUCCCCACCGGUGUCGUACCUGCCAGACCAGUCCCCUUUGAUUGCAAGGAUUUGCGAUUGAGAUGAACGUGCCUCCCCAUCCUGCCCUGCAAUACCAGGGUUCAUACUGUUUGAGCUUCACAUCAAACUAGAGCAUAGAGUACCUGCCUCUGGCAGCUUAUUUCAAGUUAGACUUACUCUAGUGUCUGAACAGACAUGGUUUUUUUUCUUUUUGCUCCCAUACAGACAAAGGAAAAGACUGAAUAUCAUGUGCAAUAUUUUAUAGUGGAGUUGAUAAGUGUUCACGGCUUGGCUUGUUUGUUUAAUGUAUACUUUUUUUGUGUGUUACAGCUUUUUGACAUAAUUAUUGUGACUGUUUUAACAGAUUGCAUUUUAAAACAUAGGUUUUGGUCAGAGCCAUACUCAGGAUUUUGCUGAUCAGUGAAAAUCCUCUAGAACACUAUUUAUAGUCUUCAGAAAGAGUUUAUUUUGGAUACAUUGUUUACCUCUGCUGUAACUGUUUGUGUGUUCGGGUUCAGUGGGGUGCAGAGAAGGUAGGAGGACAGUGGGGAGAUGGCCAGGGCUGGUCCCAAAUGCUGAGAGAGGGAGAUAUCCAGGGGCUUCAGAGACCAAUAAAAGCCUGGAGGGAAGAGCUAGGGGAUUUAGGGAAAUUGAAUCAGCCAAAUCAUAUACAUGUGAGUGUAAAAAUGGAUUUAAAAGAAAAAUGGGAGUUCCAGGUAAAAAUAAUUCACAUUGACUGAAAGUGGAGUUUGGACUUUUAUAAAACAGCAAGCAAAGAGUUUACCCUGAAGCUCCCAAGAGUACUGUUUGAACUGGAAUGACUCGUUUGUAGUGGAAUAUUAACAUGGAUUUUUGUAUUAUUACCAGUAUCAGCAGACCAGUUCUCAUUUUGAAAAUUUCUUGGGGAGGGUGGGGUAUAAUUUAGGUCAUUUGUCGGGUGGUUUUGCUAGGAACAGUUGGCCAAGGUUACAUAUAUACUCUUUUCAACUGGCUAUUUGUGUCAUGGAUUCAGCUCAGUGAAAUCCUCCUCUGUCUGUCCUUUUUUUUUAAAUAACUAAACACAGAAAGAAGAAUCUAAACAACCUUGCUUUAUAGCAAAUUUGUGCGGGCACUGCUAGAUUCAUUUUGAAGCUCAUGCAUAUUUAGCUUCAUUACUUAUUUGUGUACUUUUUUUGUUACUUGUGAAAAUGUACAUCUUUAAACUUAUUUAUUUUUCUGCCACUUUUCCUAUUUUUUAUUUAAAGGCAAGUAAUAUUUUCUUGAUCACAAAUAUUUUGUAAUGAAAUACUUUCUCUUUCCUAGAGCUUUAUAUGCUCUUGUAUAAUUAUAUUAAUGGCGAUGUAGAGUUUGAAUUUCAGUCUGUAAAUAUGCUUUGGAACAGAGAAAUUUUUAUUGCUUUAAAAAGUUUUGGAUAUUGGUGACUUUCCUUUGGUGACUUGGUAGAAAGUCAUUUGAGUACCUUUAGGUUCUCUUUUUUAACUGCUGACAAAAAGGUGGGAUUUUUGUAUACUGGACAAAAUGAGAAAAUGAAAUGUGUCCAUAGAAAUAAUGGAAAGUGGAGUCUUUGUGGUUUGGGAAGUAGCUUUAAUGUAGAGGGAUAUAUUUAUAAGUGUAAUUUCAAAGGAGCUUGAGAAAAAACCCAUUGUGACAAUAAAACAAUGACAUGGUUAA
This is a messenger RNA of Myotis davidii, 3644 nucleotides long. It is a transcript of the gene RRN3, whose product is annotated as RRN3 homolog, RNA polymerase I transcription factor. The coding region runs from base 79 to 2034 and encodes 651 amino acids. Gene Ontology annotation, cellular component: nucleus. The record is from RefSeq and is a predicted model, not a curated record. Gene Ontology annotation, biological process: transcription initiation at RNA polymerase I promoter. Lineage: Eukaryota; Metazoa; Chordata; Mammalia; Chiroptera; Vespertilionidae. Gene Ontology annotation, molecular function: RNA polymerase I general transcription initiation factor activity; RNA polymerase I core binding. The transcript has 18 exons.